This is a messenger RNA of Drosophila bipectinata, 2345 nucleotides long. It is a transcript of the gene mRNA-cap, whose product is annotated as mRNA capping enzyme. Gene Ontology annotation, molecular function: ATP binding; mRNA guanylyltransferase activity; mRNA 5'-triphosphate monophosphatase activity. Gene Ontology annotation, biological process: dephosphorylation; 7-methylguanosine mRNA capping. Lineage: Eukaryota; Metazoa; Arthropoda; Insecta; Diptera; Drosophilidae. The record is from RefSeq and is a predicted model, not a curated record.
UGAGAUCCCAGUCAACGCAAGCACAACAAGACUGGUACCAGGCGAAGUAGUAUCUAUCUUAUUUGCUAGUGCUUUUGCAUCGGCAACGGCUUCCCAACCCGUGCAGCCCGCGCAUCCCGUAUAGGAAGUGACCAACCAACAGCCGGAAGAUGGCCCAAUCCCAUCGGGAAAGGGACAAGGAUCGGGACCGGGGCCGUGAUUCUGGGCCGCUACCGAAUCGCUGGCUAUAUUGUCCUCGUAAAAGCGACACCAUCAUUGCGGAGCGCUUUCUCGCAUUCAAAACACCGUUAAGCGCCAAUUUUCAGGACAAAAUGCCCAUAGAGUGCACCUUUCGACCGGAGAUGCUUUUCGACUAUUGCAAGACCACGAAGUUGAAACUGGGUCUAUGGGUGGAUUUGACAAACACAAAACGGUUUUACGACCGAGCCACAGUAGAGGAGCGCGGCACUCAGUACAUUAAGCUCCAGUGCCGUGGACAUGGCGAGACCCCGUCGCCGGAACAAACGCGCAGCUUUAUAGAAAUCGUAGACAACUUCAUCAACGAGCGUCCCUUCGAUGUGAUUGCCGUUCACUGCACCCACGGCUUUAAUCGCACAGGCUUUCUAAUUGUCUCGUACAUGGUUGAGCGUUUGGAUUGUUCCGUGGAAGCUGCACUGUCCGUCUUCGCCAAUGCCCGUCCGCCAGGUAUCUACAAGCAGGAUUACAUCAAUGAACUGUACAAGCGCUACGAGGACGAGGAGGAUGCCCCACAGGCCCCAGAGCAGCCCAACUGGUGUCUGGACUAUGAUGACAGCAAUGGUGAUGGAUCCGCUUCGGAGUUGGACAGUCGAAAGCGUCACUUCGACGAUCACAGCUCUUCCACGUCCACUGGGCAGAGUCAUGGUGAGGCGGGACAGGAUGGUGACGAUGCGGAAGAUCAAGAGGGUGAAGAGGGCGAUGGCGAUGCCUCCACUUCGGACGGACAACCGAAAAAGAAACGGCGACGCGAAAUGGUAGUCAAGAAUGCCACAUUUAUGGCCGGUGUUCCCGGCGUACGCCAGGUUAGUGAUCAACCCAGACUGGGAGAACUGCAGCGAAAGGUUCAGGACUGGUGCAAUUGGAACAAGAACGGGUUCCCAGGUUCACAGCCAGUUUCCAUGGAUAGGCACAACAUUAAACGCCUCAGUGAGAUUCCAUACCGUGUGUCCUGGAAGGCGGACGGUACGCGUUACAUGAUGCUCAUCGACGGCCGCGACGAGGUCUACUUCUUCGAUCGCAACCACUCGUGCUUUCAGGUGGAAAGCGUUGCCUUUGUUGACGGCAAGAACCUUAACGAACACUUGGAGGGCACACUCGUGGAUGGGGAAAUGGUGCUGGACAAGGUUGGUGAAACAGUGACGCCACGAUAUCUGGUCUAUGACAUUGUGAGACUUUCGCAUCGCGACGUUAAAGACGAGCCCUUCUUCCCCAACCGACUGGAUUACAUUAAAAAGGAAGUGAUAGGCCCUCGCAUCCUUGGAAUGAAGCAUGGUAUCAUCAACCAGCGACUGCAGGCUUUCAGUGUGCGGGGCAAGGAUUUCUGGGACAUUUGGAUGUCCGCCCGACUUCUAGGCGAAAAGUUUGCGCGCACAUUAACUCACGAGCCGGACGGUCUGAUCUUUCAGCCGUCGCAGCAGCCCUACAUGGCUGGCGUCUGCUCGGAUGUAUUCAAGUGGAAGCCGCACGAACUAAAUUCUGUAGACUUUCGGCUGAAGGUCAUCAUGGAACGGGGCGAGGGUCUCCUCACCAAGAAGGUGGGCUUCCUUUAUGUGGGCGGCCACGAUGCUCCCUUUGGUCGAAUGCAGAAGCUAACGAAGGAGGUGCGUGAACUGGACAACCGAAUUGUGGAGUGCACCAUGAAUCAGUAUGGCAACUGGGAGUUUAUGCGCGAGCGAACCGACAAAAAACAUCCAAACAGCUACAAAACAGCACGCUCUGUUGUGGAGAGUAUAACACAUCCGAUUACCAAGGACUACCUAUUAAACUAUAUCGCGAACUGCGGCUUUCGCGAUGAUCACGCCAUGAUGCCGCCACCGCCCAACUCUCAUGGCCACCACGGGGGUCACCAUGGUCAGGGAUCGUCACAUGGCCAUGGCGGAGCACCCCCACCGCCCGGCCAGUCACGGCCCCACUAAGAAGCUGCAAGCACGCCUCACGCCUCAUCUCGCUAUUCAUCUCAUCGAACCCCGACACUAGGAAAAUAAUUAAAGCCCAAUAAAUUUAAAUAAUUCAAAUGGAUGUAUGAUUCCACUUGACGCUGUGUUGGAUGACAAAACGUGUUGUUUUCCGUGUUUUUAUUACAAUAUUAAAACGAUCAUUUCAAGGAA